Molecule: messenger RNA, 3215 nt
Organism: Gadus chalcogrammus (walleye pollock)
Lineage: Eukaryota; Metazoa; Chordata; Actinopteri; Gadiformes; Gadidae
Gene: acadvl
Product: acyl-CoA dehydrogenase very long chain
Exons: 21
Coding region: 119-2086 (655 amino acids)
Molecular function (GO): very-long-chain fatty acyl-CoA dehydrogenase activity; fatty-acyl-CoA binding; flavin adenine dinucleotide binding
Source: RefSeq, a predicted model, not a curated record
GUGGAGUGUCUACGUCAGAGGAAGCGGCGCCCCUCAUAUCAGUUUCUGUCGAAGGCAAGAACAGGGUUACUAGGUUAUUCUCUGCAGAACCUCUCAUUGUCCUUACAGGUGUAUAAACAUGCUGCUUCGUAAAGUGAGCCAGUCCUCCGUCCUCUGUGGCACCAUUCGCCACAUCCCGCCUGUAUUGUCCGGGACACCCAGUCGAGCUGGCGUGGUGCUUGCUGUCAAGAAUGCGCGUUACGCAAGCCAAUCGGCAGAGGCGGUGUUGGAUAAAUCUGAGGUUGGCACAGCUGGUGCCAAGGUGGAGAAGAAGAUGGCCCCUGUUGAGUCCAAGUCGUUUGCUGCCAACAUCUUCAAAGGGCAGAUCACCACCGCUCAGGUGUUCCCCUUCCCCUCAGUGCUGAGCGAAGAGCAGGAUCAGUUCCUGAGAGAGCUCGUCGGGCCGGUCGCUAAAUUCUUUGAGGAGGUGAACGACCCGGCCAAGAACGACUCCCUGGAGAAAGUGGAGGACCACACCAUGCAGGGCCUCAAGGAGAUGGGGGCCUUCGGCCUCCAGGUGCCCGCAGAGCUCGGGGGCCUGGGCCUCUGCAACACGCAGUACGCCAGGCUGGUGGAGAUCGUGGGCAGUCACGACCUGGGGGUGGGCAUCACGCUGGGCGCCCACCAGUCCAUCGGCUUCAAGGGCAUCCUGCUCUUCGGCAACCCGGCCCAGAAGGAGAAGUACCUGCCCAAGCUGGCCACCGGAGAGAACCUGGCUGCGUUCUGCCUGACGGAGCCGGCCAGUGGCUCGGACGCGGCCUCCAUUAAGACCACGGCGGUGCAGUCCGAGUGCGGGGAGUACUUCACCAUGAAUGGAGGCAAGAUCUGGAUCAGCAACGGAGGCCUGGCGGAGAUCUUCACCGUGUUCGCCAAGACGCCCAUGAAAGACCCCAAGACGGGGGAGAUGAAGGACAAGAUCACAGCGUUCGUAGUGGAGAGGAGCUUCGGAGGAGUCACACACGGCCCCCCGGAGAAGAAGAUGGGCAUCAAGGCGUCCAACACGGCCGAGGUGUACUUUGAGAACGUUCGCGUGCCGGCCGACUGCGUGCUGGGCGAGGUGGGCGGCGGCUUCAAGGUGGCCAUGAACAUCCUGAACAACGGACGCUUCGGCAUGGCCGCCGCUCUCUCGGGCACCAUGAGGGCAUCGCUCGCUCAGGCCGUGGACUGGGCUGCCAACAGAACCCAGUUCGGCAGCAAGAUCCACACGUACGGCGCCAUCCAGGAGAAGCUGGCCCGCAUGACCAUGCUACACUACGUCACGGAGUCCAUGGCCUACAUGAUCAGCGGCAACAUGGACAGCGGAGCCUCAGAGUUCCAGAUCGAGGCGGCCAUCAGCAAGAUCUUUGCGUCUGAAGCGGCGUGGACUGUGACUGACGAGUGCAUUCAGAUCAUGGGCGGCAUGGGCUUCAUGAAGGACUCUGGUGUGGAGAGGGUGAUGCGGGACCUGAGAAUCUUCCGGAUCUUUGAGGGAACCAACGACAUCCUCCGACUGUUCGUUGCGCUCAACGGCUUCCAGAGCGCUGGGAACCACCUCAAGGGCCUGCAGAGGGCCCUCAAGAGCCCCCUGGGCAACGCUGGCAUGCUGGCCGAGGAACUCACCAAGAGAGCCAAGAGGAAGGCGGGUCUGAGCAGUGGUGUGAGCAUGCAGGGCACGGUGCACCCUGAACUCUCUCAGAGUGGGGACCUGAUGGUCAAGGCCAUCGAACAGUUUGGUGUCGUUGUGGAGGAAAUGCUGAUCAAACACGGAAAGAAGAUCAUCGACGAGCAGUUUGUGUUGACGCGCGUGGCGGACGCCGCCAUUGACCUGUACGCCAUGGGGGUCGUCCUGUCAAGGGCGUCCCGUUCUCUGAGUCAGGGGCUCCCCUCAGCCCAGCAUGAGAAGAUGCUGUGUGAGACCUGGUGUGUGGAGGCUCACGACCGCAUCACGCAGGACCUCCGCCUCCUGAGCUCCAGCCAAUCCAAGCAGCUCUUCAAGAACCUGCGCGCCAUCUCCUCUGCCGUGGUGGAGAACGGGGGCGUGGUCUCCCCUCACCCGCUGGGCUUCUAAGCCCCGCCCCCUAACAUCAUGCCACCACCACCACAGCGCCAUUCUUGGUCCCAUUUUUUGGUUUUGUUUCUUCCCGCUGAUUAUUUGGCUCCAAGAACCAAUCGGAUGGCGGAUCAAAUUUAAUUUGAUUCUUUUGUUUUGUACAAUUAAAACAUAACAUGAAAGGAGAGACACACAAACAAGCAGGGGCCGGUUGAGGGAGGUAAACUGCAGCCCAGCCUGUCUGGGGUUGGACUGAACCACUUUAAAUCAUGGUGGACCCAACUUCUCGACCAUUGCACAGUGCUGAAUGUCCGAAGGAGACAGGGAAUGUAGCGUAGACCGUUUGUUGUUCAGGACAGAGAAAGUUUAAAUAUGUCUCUGAAACCCUCCUCGCUACACCAGUGCUUGACCUCUUGGUCUGUACCCAGAUGUACAGAUAUUACUGAACAGCCUUUUCGUUGGAGUGGUCUCUGAGACAAAGAAUGUGUUUGACGCAGUUAGGGGUGCUUUAUUUUGUCUUCCCGUUUCAGUAGCUGUAUAUACCGUAUGCCUUUUUGUGUGGGGAAGCUAGGUCUAACUACUGUGCAUCCAAAUAACAAUAAUAAUCAUGUCAUAAACCAAUUAAAACCUCCAGUGACAGUGUUUAACUUAUCCAGGCAAAAGUAUGCAAUCCUUUAUUGGGCUGUUUCUCAAAAGCCGUGCUCUCCAUAAUUUGAACUGAAACAGUCUAAUAAAACAAAUUGAUCAAAUAGAAUAUGGUUGUAGCAGCAGGGGGUCAGGCCGACUCCCAGGCAAAGGUCUUCGGUUUGAUUCCUUGGGUUUGGGGUUUCUAACUGUAGGCCUGUUCCAGCUAGUGGCCUCUCCCCCGACUUUAUCCUCCAUGUUACUGUAUCAACACAUUCAAUGCAAGUCCUUUUGGAUAACAGUUUUUGCUAAUUAGCGCCUCACUUAAUAACAUCAGGGUGAUCAUUUUAAUGGUUUAGAGGUGAAGCUGUUUUACUUCCUUGUAAUGUGGACUGGUAAUUAUAUACACCUCGUGGAUCACAUCUCAGAACAAAGGGAAUGGCUUGUUCAGGUGAAAUUAAAUAAUGUUAUUACUCAUAAUAAAACCUAUAGAGACUUUGUGUUAAUAAAAUUAGCAUCUUGG